Ceutorhynchus assimilis (cabbage seed weevil) is the source of this 8878-nucleotide messenger RNA. Lineage: Eukaryota; Metazoa; Arthropoda; Insecta; Coleoptera; Curculionidae. The record is from the annotation of a GenBank genome assembly.
CGCACGCGAGGAGCCGAGCAAUCCGCACGGCGGGUCAAGACGUUGAGGCCGAGCGGCAGCCAGCGCCAGCCAUUGUGCCCGGACGGAAUGGACGAGUCGAGACGGAAAAGCAACUGUUGUGUCGAGGGCCCGCGGCGUCUCGGGGGCCCCCACCCUACGGUGGUCCAGUGAGUGCGGGACGGGAGUGCAGCAGGACGAGGCCGCGGCGGCCGGACACGGGCCGCCCGACGACGAUGCCGUGAUGGCAAGAGAGGACGCGCGCGGCAAGCGGCCCUUCAAAUUAUGGGACGGGCAGCGUAGCGUGCGCAAGGGGCUGGUGGUGGGAAGCCUCGAGGAGUUGGUGGCGCGCGGCCGUGACAAAUUGGGCGUCGCAGCUCAAGACCCUGUGAGACUGGUAUUAGAAUCGGACGGUACUCAGGUAGAAGACGCCGAGUACUUCAGAACCCUACCGCCGAAUAGUGUAUUGUUAUUGUUACGACCGGGAGAAAGAUGGUUACCGGCUGGAGUUGAUGUUAUCCGUGCAGUCUCUGCAAUUCCCAGAAUUGUAUGCGAGACUAUCAACGCACUGGAGUUACAGGAUGAAACGCCCUCGUGGAAAAUCAUGGACAACAAGGGCCGGGUCACAGUCGUAUUACACUGGGACCAACGGCCAGGACGAGGGCCUGUUGACGUACCAUCACCAGCCAAGUUUUCGCCAAGUAAACGGCCACCCACGGGAGCGGGGACACAGCCUCCGGCUGCUCCCAAGGGCCCGCCGCCGCCUCAAGAUGGAUUUACGCCGCCUCGGAGGGCCAGCCCGCAGAUCACUGUGAUAAACCACGACGAGGUUCGACCUUUGGGUGCUCGUCGCACUAGUUCCCUGGAAGCGCCAGUGCAUGUGCACACGUCAGAAUGUGCGCAUCAUGCUCACCUUCCUCGCGCCGGUAGUCCUCAGAACGGCACGAUCGAGUGCGACUUUCAUUGCUGCGCGUUGCACGAGGAAGGCCGACGCAUCGCCGUGCAUAAAUCGGUAGCAACGUCGCCCAUCCAAGACGCUGCCGCCGGGGCACAAGCCCAGGCUUCUCCACAGCCACGACAUGUCCGUUUUUUAGACGUUGAAGGUGACGGCCGAGGCAGCGGACGCCUCUCUGAGCACGAGUCCUCCGAGUCCGAGACGGAAAACACCGUCAUGGAGGACGAGGCCGUCACCUCCGAAAAGUUCCUUCUGCUCAUCGACCAGCUUAGCGUCGAUCAAAAGCGCCACCUAAGCAUCAAGGAUAUCGGCAUCAUCCUGGAGAGGCUCAGUUCGAAAAUUUUGGACGUGGAACGACUAGACCGGGAGAGCGAGAGUGACGAUUGUUACAAUUGGACCAUCAAGGCUACCAUCCGAGGCGCCGAUAUGCGAGAGUUAGGAGUCAUCUACAACGGCAACUACUACGCGAUCUCGGAGCACCCAGGUUAUCGUGAAGAGAACGAAGGCAUGCUUGAGGAGGCCGAAGAGGAGGAAGAUGAGGAGGAUCGACUGUGAACGCCACUGCCACAUUUGCGCACAAUCGAGCGCGCGGUGCGCACAUAUCGAACUUAACCGAAAGGUGGGAAAAUCGUGUGUGAUUGGUUCGUGAGUGAAUAAAUCGGAGAGAGAAAUGUACAGAGCUGAUUAAAUUGUAGUAAUUAUUAACGGGUAAUUCAAAAUAAUAAAUUUCUAUUUAUCCUUUUUCAAUAAAACACGGGUGUCAUACCGUCUUGGGCUAUGUAAUAUUUAGGAAAUAUAUUAAGAAGUACCUACUGUGGAAGUUGCAAAAGUACUAUAAUGAUCAGCUCUUUACAUAUGAAGCGAAAUCAAAAUGUAGCAUUUGGUAUAAGAGUUAAUGUUUAUGUUUUGAAAAGCCGUGAAAUAUUUUUCUUUGAAGUGAAAAGGGGUUCUAGGACCAGAAAGUAAUAAAAUCGAUUUAGAUAAUAAUUUUACCUCUUCGUGAAUUCAAUAAUAAUAAAAAAAUAAUUUCAUAUUUGAUAAUUUUAAAAUAAUUUUGUAUUAGACGUCUUAGAAUAAAUGCUACAACUCCGUGACUUGUGAUAAAGGUUUUGGGCUUUAAAUAAAAUAAUUGUUCCACCUUACCUAAAUAAACAAUUUCGAAGACGAAAAAACGGGGACACUUUUACGAGUGACUAAAAAUAAAACGCGUCGUCGUCAGAGUACCGCGCUUAGACUCAACUACAAUUUAACUAAAAAAAUCGCUUUGUACUUUUUAUAAUAAGUGUCAAAUAAAUCGCGAAUAGUCGACUUAAGGUUCAAUAUUUUUAAGACUAAAAUUUAAACUUAGGAAAAAAGUUCAUAGGACAAAAAAUAUUUAUAAAGUUGUUUAGGUAACUAAAAAAACAAAAUAUUUAUUAAUUGAUUAUUGAGUUAACCGAUUGUACAUUGCUCAAUGCUAAAUAACCUAAUUUGUUCUAUAUGUUUUUUGGUAAUUAAUAAUAAUUGAGAGACGUUGUAUAUUUGUCAAAAUUUUGAGUGGUUUUAACUCAGGUAAAAUAAGGACAAAAUCAGAAUAAUGGUAUUAGAUUUGUGCCAAAGAUCUUUGAAUAUCUUGAAAUUGAAUAGUUGAUUGGUAACGAUAACUAUACAAUGCAUUGAUUAAUUGGAAUAUUAAUAAAGUACAGUAAUUUUAGAUACUCUGAGUUCAUUUUCUUUCCACUCGCUCGCAAUCAUCAAUAAAUGAGAGGGAAGACAAAUAACUUAGAUUUUCUUUUAAAUUAUUCUGUUUUGAAAAAAAAAGGAUUUCAAAACUCAGUAACAGAUUUGUAUAGGUAAUUUGUAUUCAAUUUCAAGAUAUUCAGUUGAACAAAAAAACUCAAAAGGCUGUUAUAAUAACUAUAUACGAAUAAUUAUCUGUUAUAAGAAAUAAUAACGUAAUAUUGUGCCAAUUUACCCUCUAAAUUUUGAUUGGUGUACCCGAAUAUUUUGAUGAGGUAUACCGCAGAGCGUCUGGAGUUUUUUUGGUGGAAAUGUUUAAGCGUCACUUUUUUAUCCGACCCAAGGUUGCUACCAACUUGAUUCUAAGCAAAGACUGCUAUAUGUGUUUUGACGUUGUAGUAUGUUUCAAUUUUCAGUAGAUUGUGCAUUAUUUUCAUUUCACAAUCGGAUACAAAGUCACAGUAACUCACUUGGUGAAACAGGAUAUGUGAGGUAGAAUUUGACAUUUUGAUUUUUUUUUUUAAUCAAAAUAUUGGCUCCUAAACAUUUCCGCUAAAACCGCCCAUCUAGUUAAUUUUUCAUGAUAAUGGAAAACGAUCGUGUAGGUCUAUAUUAGAUAAUCUAUUCAACAAAUUCCUGGGAGUUUUUGGGUGGUGGCGAUUUGGCUUUUUCCAAGAAACCUUUUUUUUGUCAGUGGUUUCUCAUUAUUAGGCCAAUCGCCCCCUCUGAGUCCCAUUUUUUAAAUUACACUGCCAAGAAAUACAUUUUUGGAGGCGAUUAGUUAUGUUAAAAAUAAGGUAAGUUCGCCUAUAAAACAAAAACUUCACCUCCCCGAUGGUCCCAAAUUCGGACGUCGUCCGGGGCCAGGAUUCCGGCCAACCCUUCGUAGCGUAGGCCGGGGUCGUAGACCCGGGCGGUCGGCCGAGGCACACUGCCCUAGUUUUGCGGCCGAUGAUGAUAAGUAGGUGGGCCGAUAGGGCUGCAUCUUAUCAUACAAUGUUGCCAGAUUUAAUUUUUUUUUAUCUGCAUUCAAAAAACUCCACAGGGUAAAAUUAUACUAUACCUAAUAGUUACUUAAUUUUAUGUUAUAAUAUAUAUUUUUUUUUAAUUUCAUGGACCAAUAAAAGAUUUCCUAGUAAAAAUAGCCAUCAAGACUAAGUUCAAAUGUUUUUUAACUACUAACUUUUAUUUUAUUAUGCGAAAAUUCUUAAAUAAAUCUGGCAACACUGGUUCGUCCAAAUUUUAACGCAAUCUCGCUUUGUUUUUUAGUAGGAAUUAAUUAGCUCAAUUAAAACUGUAGGGAAAGCAAAACGUGUGUCAUGCCUUUUCUGGUUACGAAAUUCAUAAAGAAAACCUGCAAAUUAAUUUUUUUUAUCUCAAUGUAAAAAUAUAAAUAAGCCUAUAAUUAUUAAUUCGGCUAGAGUCAAUAAAUCAACUUUUUUAAGCAAAAUUACUUUAACAUCGACUUUAACUCACUGUUAAGAGAAUUUAUCUUGAUACGUUGUUUGUCGGAUUAUUGAAACUAAUCCUGAAUUAUUUAUACCUUCAUGGGAAAAAUCGUAAAUAUACUCCGUUAUAAAGGUUAUUACUUGUCGAUUAAUUUUUGAGCCUUAACCCAGAUAUCUACUUUAAUUUGUUUUUAACAUUUAUUUUAUCAAGAUUUAUUGAAUAAAGGAACAGGAUGAUAGGCUUUGAAAAAUACAUCGGGAGCUGCUUUAUCUUUUGUGUUCUUUUGAAUGAACAAUAGGGGAACAUGCGUAAAUUGAAGCUUUUUUAACGAAUUGUUUUGAUAUUGUGCGAAGCAACCGAUAUGCAAUCUUCACAUCUUAAUAAACGUAAUGGUUAACAUUUUUAGGGCGCAAUGCACAAUCAGCAUCUUGUAGAUGAUCCAUAUGAUUUUUGAGCCAGAGGUGUUCGUCGUCGUCGUUUAAAUGUCAGAUAGGUAAUCUACUUUCGAUCUCUAUAAAUUGUACAACUGCAAGUUGUUCUACCCUGUCAGAUCAAACUAAAUGGCAGAAAUGCCAAUUUUUUUCGCGAUUGCUUGUUUUAUAAAAGCUAAUUUUGGCUGCAAUGUUCGACCCCGCCCAUAGUCUUGAUACACUCGUUCCAUAAAAAGUAUCGCACAUGAUUUUGGCUGAAACUUUGAAGCUGUGUCUUUCCUCAACAUGCAUGGAACGAGUUUUUAGUUUGUAGCCUGCUUCUUGUUUCAUCAAAGGCAGAAUCAUAGGUAGUUUUUUCAAACUUUUAAAGGAUGAAAAAUAAAAAUAAAAUUGGAGGUACCUAUGUGUUUUACACUUUAAAGGGCUUUCUGUGUAAAGUCAGCAUCUUUAAUACUUUUUGAGAUGCGUUUUUACUAAAGCUUGCACUUUUCGUCAUCUAAUGUAUCACCAGCGACGGCUCUGAAUGAAAUUCUUUGUUAGGAUUCUCAACAUUCAAUUUAAAUUACUCAAAUGAUUCUACCCCAUUAGCAUUAUUAUUACUUGUCGUAACAAUCCAAACCAGCCAAAUCUAACAGGUUUAUUCAAAAUGCACUGUUUGCAUAGAUUUCCCAAAAUAUGGAACUGUACAAUGAAGUCCGAACUGUAAACCUGAGUUUUUUUUUUUUAAUUUAUUGUAUCAGUCGUCGAAUCUUGGCAAAUAUUUACACAAAAAUUUUGUGAAAGUGUGACUUCACAAAUUCAAAAAUAAUUCUUGCUAUUGCUCCUGAAACAAGUUCAUGAUAAAUGUCACUUUUUUCCCAAAACACCUGAUUCCAGGAAGACGCAGAUGGCCGAGAAGGAUAUUAUUCGGCUGACACAUCAAUAGUUUUUUUUUUUUGAAAUCACACAGCUUUGUUCAUUUGCAUACAAGUCUACUUUUUCGACAUCCAAUAAGUUGCAUUGUCAAUAAAUUAUUUUGCUCACUAACAAAACUAGACAUUGAACAAAUUACCAAAGAAGAACUAUUUGGGAUUAAAAAAAAACAGUGAAAAAAUCUGAUGAGGGAUUUCUAUUUGAAAUGGCUUAAAACCUGCCUUUACCGCUGACCCUGUAUUUUAGAACAAUCAGAAUUGGAUACAUAGGUUUUAAAAGAUUCUAAAUAAGAAUCCAUUGUCAGGUUUUUCCCAAGAUUUAGCACUUUCGAAAUAGAUUAUUCCCAAUGGGCUCUUUCACUAAUUUUUGAAAUUGGCAUAUUUGGAUAAAGCACCUAAAAGCAGAAUUUUCUGUAUUUUUACUUUUGAAAAAUUCAUAGUCCUUCUUGAGAAAACAGAAAAAAAAGAAAUACCUCCAAAUAAAAACCCAGAAUUUACUUAUAUGACGUCACAGCUCGCAAUUUGACCGUGUUGCCACUAAUUGUCAACAUUGAAAAUUUGUAAUAGAUUUAAUUCUGAAUUGUUGGCAAAAUAUCAUGAAAAGUAGUUAAAUUAAUUAGUUAUGGAUUCAAGAUUUUAUAACAUUUUUUUUUUGAAAUUAUGCUUAAACACAAUUUAAUACAAUUUUUUAUGUUUAGUUUUAUUUAUUUUUUUUACGUUGCACUACAUUUAGUCACAACCGACAAAAGCGCAUUCGAAUCUUUACGUACUUAUACAGAACGCAACACAGCCGAGCCGGUCAGCUCCUUGCAACAACGAACCAAAUGAAAAAUAUUCAUGUGACGUCAUGAAUCCGCGCGUUUUAAAUCAUUUUGAAUUUCGCUAGUUUCAAGUGCCUGUAAAAAACUUAUUCAACCUUGUAGAACUUUUUUUUUUUUGGUAUACAGGGUGUAUAUUUUAAGUGAUACCACUAUUGCUAUAUCCGAAACGGUAAGAGCUACAGGGUGGGUUAAAUUAGAAAAAAGUUUUCUUUUUUGAUGCACAUUUAAGACUCGUUUAUAGUGUUGCCAAAUUCCUUUUAGUUUAUGAAAUACAGGGUGAUUUCUAAGAAACGCCCAAAAAUAUUUCAUCAAUUAUUUCGAAAACUAUUGAUUUUUGAAACACAAUUUAAAUUUGAAAGUUUUAUAAUUUUUUUCGCUCUACAACAUGGUAUCUUCAUAUUUUGAAUCCGACGUUUCGUCAUCGAGCUACCAUCAUCAACUUUAUUUUUUUAAAUACGGACCUGAAUUUUUAAUGUCAUUUUUAGGAUGCGCCUUUCAUUCCCUUUCUAAAAAUGAUAUAAAAAAUCCAGAUCCGUAUUUAAAAAAAUAAAGUUGAUGAUGGUAGCUCGAUGACGAAACGUCGGAUUUAAAAUUUGAAGAUACCAUUUUGUAGAGCGAAAAAAAUUAUAAAAUUUUCAAAUUUAAAUUGUAUCUCGAAUAUCAAUAGUUUCCGAAAUAAUUGAUGAAAUAAUUUUAGGCGUUUUUCAUAAAUCACCCUGUAUUUCAUAAACUUAAAGGAAUUUGGCAACACUGUAAACAAGUCUUGAAUGGACAUCAAAAAAAGCAACUUUUUUCUAAUUUAACCGACCUUGUAGCUUUUACCAUUUCGGAUAUAGCAAUAGUGGUAUCACUUAAAAUAUACACUCUGUAUAUGCCUAAAAUAGUCCCUCCUUUGGGAUUUUAUACUUAAAUUCCGUAUUUAAAUUUUAGUGAAAGAGCCCAUUAUAAAAAAUUAUUUGUUGAUUUUUUUAAAAUAUGCAUAUUCCUAUUGUCCUUUUACGAGAAUCGAUGUUCUUCUUGUUAGUUAACAUCUAUACGGAAAAUAAAAAUUCAUCUAGCAAAUGAGAGACGAAAGCAAGACUAUUCUUCCACAUAAUAGUUGAAUUGCCUAUUGUACUUUCAAAAGUACAAUAGGCAUAUCUCGGUUAAACAAGGGUAUUCAAAAAAUGCAAUUUCAGGCUAAUUCGUGUCAAAUUGUUUUUAUUAAGUAAUUUGCUUAUUGAUAGAAACUUUGUAGAAAUUUUGCAGUUUUCUCUCCCAGAACUGUAUAUUGAGUAGUUUUUUUCCAAUAUUCUAUUGAAGAAAUAUUUACAGCUUUGUAUCAUUUUUUUUGGCUUCCCUAUAGCUUUAAAUGAGGCUAACAUUUGAAAGAUAAUUUGUUUUUAUUAGAUAUACUUACCUAAUUAAAUUCACGAGGAUUAGACUAUAUUUGUCCGUUAUCAUAAACAAGUGGGACAGAUUGUAUUAUUAAAAAUCCACCUAAAAUUACUAAAAAAAAAUCAUUUUGUUUUGUAGUGAAUUCAAAUUGAAUUGGGUAUCUACUCUGUAAUUAGUAAAAAUUUAAUGUUAUGUCUAGUAUUAUAACCCGUUUAUAAUAUUAAUAUUGUUUUUUUAUCAAGGAAAAGGCAUUCGAAUUUUAUAAAAAUAAAGUUUCCUAAUUUGAAUUUUUAUAUAAAACAAACGAAUAAUUGUAAUUUAAAUAAAGGACGUUAAAUCGAAUUAAAAAAUUGUAUAAACAAGUACAAAACUCAGUUUUUAGCAUGCUGAUGAGUACAUAAAAUAUUAUUGCAUCGAUCAUUCGUUUAUUGAAUCCCAAAUAACACAUUAAGGCAUUUUUCCCAAUUUGUUGUGACAUUCGAUAACCACAGGCUAUGCAUGUGGUUUGUCUAAUAAAAUCAUGGAUAUCAAAUUUCAUCACAAAAAUCGGCGAAAGACCUGCCCUAAAAAUACAACGUUUCGAUCGAUGCAAUACCUACAGGUGAAUCAAUUAAACAUGAAAUGGCAGAAAAUAGGAAACGAAAAUCUUCCCUUAAAAAAAGAUAGUGAAAAAUAAAUGCGUGGCAAUUUUUUCAACUUUUAAUAACUGUUCUACUUAAUAUGUGUACAUUUUUAUUGAUUUCCUGUUAAGUAGUUAGUUUUUUUUUGGACAAGACGAAAGAAAUGACGCUAUGGGAUAACACAAUGGAUUUUCUACAUUAAUUAUUCCAAAAUUUUAUUGCUGGGAAAAUCGAAAAUCCAAUAUAGAAAAUUCUUGAGUCCAUCCUUGUCCCUUCUUUUGCAAACAGACUAUUAACUUUGUAAUGCAUACCAGUGAAGAAAGGGUAUCAAAAAAUAUUUGUAUUUAAAUAUAAACUCAAAAACUGAAAUAUUGAUAAAAUAAAAAGUAAGGAAACCUGAAAAAAAAUUGUGUACGAUAUACUUUCGACUUUUGCAAUUUUUCUUUUUGUGUUUUUAUAUUGGAAACCGUAGUUGUAAUGCAGUCUAAUAAUCUUUCGAUAAUGAUAAAGGAGGAGAAUAUUGUGUUCGAUUUCAGAUUCUUUUCAAUAAGUUUUUGUUAAUUGUUAAGAUGAAUUAAAAUAAAGAUUAUUUAUUACC